AUGCUCAUUUGUUGCACAUCCGUCUCUUGCGCCGACGACGUUGGAUCCCUCCUCUACACUCUCCUCCAGUUCUACCGUACAUUGUCGUCUCUCGUGGCAGAGGGAACCCUCGACGCUCUCCUUGCACACUCCCCGUCAGAGUUCGCAGACUACCAUGCACACGUGGUAGGCCUUGCGUAUGGACAGGAGCCGGACUACGCGCUACUCCGAGGAUUAGUCCGGGACCGGAUGGUCCGGGAGGGGUGGCUGCGUAGUUGGGUGUACGACUGGAUGAACCCAAGCAUGCUGCCGAAGGCUACACUCCUGUAUGAGGCGUCCACGGUUAUUUUGGAUUACGUGGAGGACAAUGAGUACGACGCGCACCUCAUGUGA
Molecule: messenger RNA, 372 nt
Organism: Trametes versicolor FP-101664 SS1
Lineage: Eukaryota; Fungi; Basidiomycota; Agaricomycetes; Polyporales; Polyporaceae
Exons: 1
Coding region: 1-372 (123 amino acids)
Source: RefSeq, a predicted model, not a curated record